AUGGCUCGUCGGCCGAAGUGGUCGGCGCUGAUGCUGGCGUUAACGAUUGUUACGCUCAGCUUAGCGAGCUUAGUGAAUCGGUGUUCUGGCGCAAGUAGUAGCAGUGGCGAGCUAAGCGAUCUGAACGCAGAGGAAAGCCGAAACUAUCGCGAGUUGUUGAAUAUUCCGAGAUUUGGCGACCGGUUAGCGCCUCGGAAUCGACCCCACGUGGAGGACGGGAAUGCCGGUGCCGGGAUCGCGAGUGCUGUCGGGCCUUCGUUGGCCACCAGUGGUAGUAGCAGUGGUGGUAGUAAGUUCCGGCGACAACCAGGACCCGGGAAUGUGUAUCCCGGGGUGAGCUACCGGAACGCGGGAAGAUUAGGCCCCGGUGUGCUGAUCGGUGGGAGCAAUAAUGAAGAGCUACACACGCUGGUGAAUACCAAUGAUAUCAAACGAAGUGAUGUGAUGGUGACUAGUGUUACCCAGAAUCUGGAGGAUACGGAUACUAACAGUGACAGUGACAGUGAGUACUAUGCGGUUGCCGAUGAUGAACAGGACAACGAGCCUGUUCCGGAUCAGGAAGAUAACGAAGAAGAUGAAGAGGAUGAAGAUGGUGAUCACGAAGAGGAUCACCAGCAUCCGGAAGAUUUGACUGUGGAGAGUAGAAGUGUUGAUAGUGAUGAUGACGAGCAGCGUUUGCUGCUGGAAAGUGAUAGUAUUAAGGAAAACAGCUUGGCAAUAUUGGCUGGUCAGUUGAAUGUCAGCAGCGGUAGUGGUGCGAAUGCGUCUUCGGCGCAAGCACAUCGACUAGAAAUGUCUACAGAAUUUUUCGUAGUGCCAUCGACAGCGUCUCCUGCUGCAUCCCGAUCGACAACCUUACGUCCUGGCGGUGUAAUUCUAGCUGCUCGUAAUCCAAUGAAUCACCACAACAGCAACAGCAAUACCCACAAGCUGAACGUCACACCGCCAACCGUGGUUGCAACCAGUUAUCCGAGCGGGCUGCGGAAAGAACCCUGGGUAGUACCGGUGCUGGUACUGGCCUCGCUGUCGAUGAUCAUGAUGGCAGCCUUCGAAAUUUUUGUCCUCUGUAAGGCUUGGCGAACAUCUCCGAGCCGCCGUCACCUUUUCCUUGGCCAAAUGUUGCUUCUUGGUUUGUUUGCUUGUGCGGGACUUGCAGCAGUCCUGACUGUUAAUCCAACAGUGCUCUCGUGUGCAACAAUGCGUUUUGGUGCAGGAGUCGCUUUUGCGCUCGUAUUUGCAUCUCUUCUGGUGAAAUGUGUUUUUCUCAUCAGCCUAAAUGGCGGAGUUUAUCUACCGGCUCCCUACCAGGGUUUGUUGCUUCUGUUUGCCGUUCUUAUUCAAGUGGCGGUGGGAGCCCAAUGGCUUUUAACAGAUCCUCCCGUCGUGGAUCAGGUUCCAAUCUCCAACGGUGGUACUGCAAUUUCUAGCCGCUACUAUCUUCUUCUCACAGCGAGCGACUUGGCUCAAGUGACGCCCACGAUCCCACUGUGCCACACAUCUUUCUCCGAGCUCCUGUUAUCCCUCAUCUACGUCGUGUUCUUGAUCGUCUUUGUCGCCAUCCUGGCGAUUAAAUCACGCGGUAUCCGGGAUAAUUAUCGGGAGGCAACGUAUAUCGGGUUGGCCGUCGGUGGCAUCAUCCCAAUCUGGUUAGGUUGGACCCUGUGCGGACUGGCCGUGGCCGAUCGGCAUCGUGACGCAUGUUUAGCCUUCGGACUGGUGGCAACCGCUUCGACAGUGUUUCUGGUGAUGUUUAUGCCAAAAGGCCGCCAGCUGGCGGCCAUGGGCAAGGAGGGUCUGUACGUGGAAGAUCGCGAGGAACGUUUCAGUUCGUUAAGCCGUGCCGGAUCCGGAUAUUCGCCGUCAUUUUUCCACUUCAAACCCAUCAAGUACGGGGUGAUGGGUGCCUCGCCGACGCUGCAGACCAACAAUGGAACCGUGGUUGGGACGACGACCACCUCCAAGCAUCAGGCCGUUGCAACGCUGGGCGGAGAUCGCGUUGCACUGGUUACGGCACCCCCGAGCUACACGCCCCGCAUGUAUCAUUACUUUCCAGCACACAUGACACAUCCCUUCUGUUACUAUCCCUCGCCGGCACCGCAGCAGGCACGGUAUCCAGGUCUAUUCAUGCGCCCGGACGAGGCCAAUCUCUACACCACACUGGAGCAAACGAUGAGCAGUAAUCCGAACGUGUACUUCCAGCGAGGCGGCGGCGUCCAUCCGGGGAUGAUGUACUAGCUAGAGCUGCGACCAGGUCCUUGAUUCCUACAGCAAAAUUAAAAAGCGCGCAAAACUACUAGUGAUUUCAAAAUCCCCCGAAUCGCGUGGGUCUCCCAGUCUCGCUUCCAACUUUUGGCGAUUGUCAAACAGAGCGAUUACGGGAUUACGCCUUUGGUUCUGCAAAUGUGAGACCCGCGUACGGAACAGAAUAGUAUUUUUGAGCCGCAGUCGCCACCGCAUGCUUGGAUUUAGCGUUAUAUUACCAACUGCAGUAGAAACAGAUUGAAACAAGUGAUUUUAGAUGGUAAGAUCGGUAAGGAGGAACAACUCCGCUACGUACUAAAUAGGAUAAUUUACAUAAGAAAGAAAGUAGCACGGCGAAAAAUCCGUAAUCACCCAACACAUCGACGGAUUCCGCUUGCUCAUCUCACCCGCACAUCCCGGCAAAACCAUAGAUAAAAUUCAUCUAGGACUAGAAUUUUCACUUCACUAGAACUUAAGUUAUCGAGAAAAUGUGAUCUCUCAACAUGGUAUAAUAAUGGCAGACCGACGAACGAAGUACGUUAGUGCGUACUAAUUUAGCAAAUUAUGAGACCUACCAUGAGGCCAAUUUAGCCAGCAUUCAUCCCCCAUCUGUGGCAAGAAAAAAAGCACCCAACAAACAAAUUUGAUUAUGCUCUCGCAUCAGCAAAGGAAAAAUUCAAUUACGCAACAAACGCCCAGUAAGGCACCCGUACCUAUGGAAUUCAUUAUUAUUGCAUCACGGAGGGCUCAUUAAAUAAAUCUGGUUAAUUUUGAAAUAGGGGCAAAAAAUAAUGACUCAAUGAAAAAUGAGAGCAGCUUCGACAACAAAACAGCAAAUAAUAGAGCAAUAACCGAAGUCCUUUUGAACAAGAUCCUAGGAUGCGCCAAAACGGUCUAUGAAAAACGUGGUGUUGAUGACGUAUUAGCUACCAAUCGUUGGAGGAACUGUUAUACAUUCAAGUACGCAGCUAGUUUUUGUUUUGACGCAUACUAGGACUUUUGGAUAAUAAUUCAAAAAAAUGUUCUGGCGUAUUCAACCUUGAACGUUAGAAUUUAAUUUAGAUGACAUUAAUAACAUGCAACAGAUUCAAUUUUAGAAAUCAUUUUUACUUUCAAUCCUUUUCAUCCAAACACGUGUACAAGACGUGUGUAUGAUAAAAAGCUCUACUUUUAGUGUUCAUUUCAUCAAGACAGCAGACUUGUUUAUAGACACAAACUAUACAUACAUCUAAUACCUAGUUUAAGACUUAGUUUAGCGUAAAUAUAGCGAUGAGUUAAACUUAGAGGAACAUGUUCAAACAAAACUCAGCAAAUACUCUCUGUGAAAGAAUUUAUCUACAUUUAAACGCACCGUGAAAUAGUGUGCAAGAAAAAAAACUAUCUACUAUAUUGAUACUGACCUUCCCCUGCCUGCGGGUGGGGAGUUUUCUUCUCCUUCAUGGGACGAUCCAAGGGCCGAUAAAACUCGCGGAAGGCCAAGUCAGAUACAUUACGAAUUAAGGCAACUUCCGUCGUACAAUGCCACCUAAAUAAGUCUUCCUCGAAUUCUGAGCCUACCCUGAGCGCUGAGUUACGAGAGCGUAGUUUUAUAGUUAACGCUGUAUUCGAAAUAGUGGUAGUUACACCGAAACGAAAGCAAUACAUUGUAAGAGUGGAUAUCGUUGUAAAUACUAGUGCUAACGAGUUUAGUCGAGAAAUUAUUUGGAAAUAUU
Molecule: messenger RNA, 3953 nt
Organism: Topomyia yanbarensis
Lineage: Eukaryota; Metazoa; Arthropoda; Insecta; Diptera; Culicidae
Exons: 4
Coding region: 1-2235 (744 amino acids)
Biological process (GO): G protein-coupled glutamate receptor signaling pathway; regulation of synaptic transmission, glutamatergic
Cellular component (GO): membrane
Molecular function (GO): group II metabotropic glutamate receptor activity
Source: RefSeq, a predicted model, not a curated record